AGAAUGCAACCAGAGACUGUCUAUGGAACGGCACCUGGUCAAAAUCUAACUACACGAUGUGCAAGGAGAUCAUCGUGCUGUCAACGGACGUGGAAACGCAGACGACGAUCUAUUUCGUGGGAUACACGCUCAGUUUGCCUUAUAAAUUGGGUAUCGAUUCUAAACCUGGGCCCUCAAAGAGAGUAAAAUAUGGAGAUGCUGAUUUUGAAGCUAGUUUACUGAAACGGGCAGAGGAAGUCAAUUCUGGUGGAAGUGAUAUAUAA
Acanthoscelides obtectus is the source of this 263-nucleotide messenger RNA. The record is from the annotation of a GenBank genome assembly. NCBI's taxonomy places the organism in Eukaryota, Metazoa, Arthropoda, Insecta, Coleoptera, Chrysomelidae.